UCCUGAAGGUUUUUGGACUCGGCGUGAUGAGUUGCUGGCGUCGGAGGAAGUAAACAGCUCCGGGUCGGAACCCGCAGGGAGGGUGGGGGUUGACUCCGGGAGGCUCCCGAGGUGAGGAGGCCGGGCUUGCGGACAGGGCGUGUCGCGUUUGGAGCCUCCAGUCUGUGUGCGCGCGAGCGGCUGAGAAGGAUGAAGGACCCUGAGGAGGAAGAAAGAAUUGUUGCAUAUUUUGAAAUCAAGGUUCAGCAUUCCAUUGCAUGGAUGUUCUGAAUGCAUUAAGAGGUCAGCUUUUGGGGCUCAGGCAAUUGUACGUCCCAUCUACUCCUGUGUCUUGACCAACUUUCUUCAUCCCCAAGCCCAUGAAGGAUGUUGCGGCUUGGACCAUGUACCUCUUUCGCAGCUCUGAGAGGUGAGAGUAGUGGGAGGAGGCUCCAGUCUGGGCAGCACUCAGUAGACCAACCUCUGGUCUACUGAGGUAGACCGUAUCAGCAUCCCCAGAAUGAGGCGCUGCCAGAAACCUUCCUACUGAAGGACGUUCGGGUUUUAGCUCUGGCUUUUCUGGAUUCUGUGCUUCACCAAUAGAGGAACCCCAUGGAUUAUUAAUUAGUUCUUGCAGUUCUAGAACCAUGACUAAUGGCUUGGUGACUUUCAGGGAUGUGGCCAUCGACUUCUCUCAGGAGGAGUGGGAGUGCCUGGACCCUGCUCAGAGGGACUUGUACGUGGAUGUGAUGUUGGAGAACUAUAGUAACUUGGUGUCAUUGGAUUUGGAGUCAACAUAUGAGAUCAAAAAUAUAAUUUCAGAAAAAGACAUUUUUGAAAUAAAUUUUUCCCAGUGGGAGAGGAAGGAAAGAAGUAAAACUUUUGGCCUUGAGGCAUCCAUUUUUGAAAAUAAUUCUAAGUGCAAAAGCAAAUUUGAGGAACCACAGGGACAUCAAGAGGGAUACUUUAGUCAAAUGAUAAUUAGCUAUGGAAAAAUGCCCACUAGUAGAAAAAGUAAAUCUUUUAGUGCACAUCAAAGAAUUCAUAAUAGAGAGAAACGCUAUGUUUGUAAAGAAUGUGGGAAGGCUUGUAGUCAUGGCUCAAAACUUGUUCAACAUGAGCGAACUCAUACAGCUGAAAAACACUUUGAAUGUAAAGAAUGUGGGAAGGACUUUUUUAGUGCCUAUCAACUCACUGUGCAUCAGAGAUUUCAUACUGGUGAGAAACCCUACAGAUGUAAGAAAUGUGGGAAGACUUUUAGUUGGGGAUCUAGUCUUGUUAAACAUGAAAGAAUCCAUACUGGUGAGAAACCCUAUGAAUGUAAAGAAUGUGGCAAGGCCUUCAGUCGUGGCUAUCACCUCACUCAACAUCAGAAAAUCCAUAUUGGUGUGAAAUCUUACAAAUGUAAGGAAUGUGGGAAGGCCUUUUUUUGGGGCUCAAGCCUUGCUAAACAUGAGAUAAUUCAUACAGGUGAGAAACCUUAUAAAUGUAAAGAAUGUGGGAAGGCCUUCAGUCGUGGCUAUCAACUUACUCAACAUCAAAAAAUCCAUACUGGUAAGAAACCCUAUGAAUGUAAAGUAUGUGGAAAGGCUUUUUGUUGGGGCUAUCAACUUACUCGACAUCAGAUAUUUCAUACUGGCAAGAAACCCUAUGAGUGUAAAGAAUGUGGGAAGACCUUUAAUUGCGGCUCAAGUCUUGUUCAACAUGAGAGAAUCCAUACUGGUGAGAAACCCUAUGAAUGUAAAGAAUGUGGGAAGGCCUUCAGUCGUGGCUAUCACCUCACUCAACAUCAGAAAAUCCAUACUGGUGAGAAACCUUUUGAAUGUAAGGAAUGUGGGAAGGCCUUUAGUUGGGGUUCAAGCCUUGUUAAACAUGAGCGAGUCCAUACUGGUGAGAAAUCCUAUGAAUGUAAAGAAUGUGGGAAGGCCUUUGGUAGUGGCUAUCAACUUACUCGACAUCAGAUAUUUCAUACCGGCGAGAAGCCCUAUGAAUGUAAAGAAUGUGGGAAGACCUUUAAUUGCGGCUCAAGUCUUGUUCAACAUGAGAGAAUCCAUACUGGUGAGAAACCCUAUGAAUGUAAAGAAUGUGGGAAGGCCUUCAGUCGUGGCUAUCACCUCACUCAACAUCAGAAAAUCCAUACUGGUGAGAAACCUUUUAAAUGUAAGGAGUGUGGGAAGGCCUUUAGUUGGGGUUCAAGCCUUGUUAAACAUGAGAGAAUCCAUACUGGUGGGAAAUCCUAUGAAUGUAAAGAAUGUGGGAAGGCCUUUGGUAGUGGCUAUCAGCUUAGUGUUCAUCAGAGAUUUCAUACUGGUGAGAACCCUUAUCAGUGUAUGGAAUUUGGGAAGACCUUUGUUCAUGGCUCAAACCUUGUUCAACAUGAGAGAACUCCUAGUAAUGAUAAGCCUUAUGAAUAUAAAGGAUGUGGGGAAGCCUUUAUAUGGACAACUUACUCAAAUGAGACCGUAAAUACUGGUGAAACUUUAUGAUUAAAGAGGUGAAAGAAAAAUUUUUGUGUGUAUAAACAACAUGAAGAAUCUUAAUCUUGAGAACACUUACGAAUGUAUGGAAUGUGCAAAAAGCCUUACAUCUGUGUGGACAACUUGAUAUCAAAAAUUCAUACUAGUGAGAAAUACUUUGAAUAUAAGGAAUAUGAAAAGGCCUUAGAAUUUUAUACAGUCUUACUGAAUGUCAGUUUGUACUAAUGUGAAAUCAUUUAAAUGUAAGGAAUGUGUGAAGAUCUUUAUUCAUGGCACAAAAGUCUGGUAAACAUUGGGGAAUUUGUACUCAUUAGAAACACUUCAAGGAAUGUAGGAAGAACCGAAACCUAGUUCAGUUUUUGCUGUUCACAUUAGAGAACUCAUACUGCUGUGAAAUUUUAUGAAUGUAAGGAAUUUGGGAAGGCUUACAGAUAUAAAUAUCUUACAGUACAUCAUAGAAUCCAUCCAAAUGAGAAACCCUUCAAAUUGGGAUGUAGGAAGGCCUCUAGACAAGUACUAUUAAAACUGUUGUCUAGAGACUAGUGCCAGCACACGAAAUUGUUACCUGUCCCAUCAUGAGAUGAAUGUGGAAAAUAAGAGUGUUUGGAAACUUAGAGCAAUUUCAUAUUGCCUUAACAUUAUCAUUGUAUUUUAUAAAAGUAUCAGUCAGCUCAUGAAUGAUUACAGGUUUAAAAGUUUGCCCUUCCCAGAAAAAAUUUGAGACAACAUUCAGUUUUUAAAACACGAGACAAGUCACAAUAUAAUUUGAGUAAGAAAUGCUUCACUUGUCACCUGUGAUUAGAAUAGCAGAAUAUUCACACUAUAGGAUUUGGCUAAUAUGUGAGUCACAACUUCCUUAAACCUAUAAAGGCAUAAUUUAUAACAAAUAGUUUUCAUUUAGUGAAGGUAUAGAAGCCUUCCAGCACUAUUCAACCUUUGUUAAACUUUGGAGAAUUCAUCCUAGAGAAUAACCUUAUCAAAUGUAACAAAUGCAGAAGAUCUCUCACACAUGGCGCAAACCAUACUUACAGUCCUCACCAUUCCAUCUCCUUACUACCUGUGGGAUGUUGGGGAAAAUGCUUAUCUCCUCUGGGCAUCAUCUUGAAAAUGAUGGUGAUGGUGAUGGUAACUCUGUUUCAGAGACUGCAUAGAUUUAGUAUGCAUCAGAUCCUUGGAAGAGUAUCUCGAAUGUAGCCUACGCUCAAUCCAUGUUUGUUAUUUUCUUAUUAUCUUCAUCAUUAGUAUUACUACUGGUGAAUUCUUAGGAAAAGGAUGGACAUUGGUGUGAUGCAUUUUGAAAAGCUUCCAUAACCACUCAUCCAUUUGAAUUUCAGAUAGUUCAUUAUGGAUAAAAUCUAGAAAAGCACAAAGAAACUUGAGAGGAUUUUUAUUAAGAGUUUAUCCCUUAAGCUGCAUAAAAAAUGAAGGCCGAAAAGAAAUGUGGAUUAAGUAAAUGUGAAGAUGUUAAGUAGACAGGAAUAUACCCGUUGAAGAAUGAGGGGGAGGUGAAGCAAUUUGCCUUUAAUGAAUUCAAACAGAAGUAGCCAGUGAUUUAAAUUCUCUGCUCACAUUUUGAGAUAAAUUACAAAUUUAAAAGAAACAAAAAAUUGUCUGUUUGGGAAUUCUUUCCCCAAAUUUUAUUAUGACAAAUUUCAGACACUCAGAAAAAUUUAAAGAGCAGUAUAAUAAUAAACAUCCAUAUACUCUAUUUAGAAUCAGUAAUUAUUAACAUUUGAUCAUAUUUGCUUUCUGUCUGAAAUUUAGGUAUGUAUAUGUACACUCACCAUUAUCUUAUGAUGUAUUCUUUCCUGAACAUAUUAGCAUGUAUCUUUUAAGAAUAAGAACAUCCUUUAAUACCAUGGUCGUAGAGAAGAUUAUCAAUAAUUCUGUAAUACUCGUCUAUAUUCACUUCAUAUGUCCCAAAACUUCCAAGGUAUCCUAUUGCUAUUUUCUAACCAGCAUCUUUUCUAUAUUCAGGCAUUGCAUUUGGUUAUCUUGUGUCUAGAUUUUGAUCUUUAUAAGACUUCUUGAAAUGUUAAGGAAGGAAAGCUGUUUUAUAGAAUACCAUGCAUUCUUGAUUUAUUUCUCCCGUCAUGGUGAGAUUUAAUUUGUGCUUCUAUCCUUUGUAUCUCUUAUAAAGUCAAGUUAGAGCCAGAGACCUAAACAUUUUUGGCAAGAAUACCAUAUUUGGUGAUACUUACUUCACAUUGCUAUAUACCAGAAACACAUAAUACCCAUUUUUCUCACUAUUGCUAAUGCUAAGUUUGGUCAUUUGAUUAAGACAGAGACUGCUAGGG
This is a messenger RNA of Lutra lutra (Eurasian river otter), 4753 nucleotides long. RefSeq names its product zinc finger protein 283 (gene ZNF283). The record is from RefSeq and is a predicted model, not a curated record. The transcript has 6 exons. The coding region runs from base 627 to 2465 and encodes 612 amino acids. Gene Ontology annotation, biological process: negative regulation of transcription by RNA polymerase II. Lineage: Eukaryota; Metazoa; Chordata; Mammalia; Carnivora; Mustelidae. Gene Ontology annotation, molecular function: RNA polymerase II cis-regulatory region sequence-specific DNA binding; DNA-binding transcription repressor activity, RNA polymerase II-specific.